Westerdykella ornata is the source of this 855-nucleotide messenger RNA. RefSeq lists its product as uncharacterized. Lineage: Eukaryota; Fungi; Ascomycota; Dothideomycetes; Pleosporales; Sporormiaceae. Gene Ontology annotation, molecular function: RNA binding. The transcript is spliced from 6 exons. The record is from RefSeq and is a predicted model, not a curated record. The coding region runs from base 1 to 855 and encodes 284 amino acids. Gene Ontology annotation, biological process: tRNA modification.
AUGAUGAGUUCGGAUGUCAGAAAGAGGAAAGCCGAUUCGGAGCAUCAAGCAGAGCAGGGGAACAAACGGGUUAAAGGGAAAAGGCAAUGGAACAUGCCACGCAGAGAUGCAGCAGAGGCUCGUGGGAUUCAGCCUGGUGAUGUGGGGAUCUGGGCAACCUGCUCGAUGAAGAAGGAAGGGAAAUCGGUGGCUGAGCUGCGGGACCUUUUCCAAGAAUAUGCUGCACGACUAUAUGGUGUGAGCCAGACCACUGGUAAAGCUGACGAUGACGACUCGGAAGGUGAUGGUGCGGACAUCGAAGCAGCAAUCAAGAAAGAGCUUGACGAUAUGCGUAAACCCGCUGGGGAUCCGCUAUUCACGUCCGUCAAGCUGGAUACGCAAUGCUUGUUGUUUUUCAAGACGAAGGAUCCCAUCGAUCCCGUUUCGUUUGUUCAGAAGAUUUGUCAGGAUGCCGCAGAUGGUGUUGAGCAGAGGCGGUGCCGUUUUGUCAAGAGGCUCACCCCCAUUACCGGCAUAGGGAAGGCCACCGAGAGAGGGCUCGACGAAGUCGCUAAAUCAGUACUAGCACCACACUUCCAUGGCCCUGGCAACUCAGGCAAGAAAUUCGCGAUCCGCACAUCUAUUAGGAACAACAAAGAGUUCACGAGAGACAACGUCAUCAAAACCGUAGCUGCUGCAGUCGGCCCGGGUCACAAAGUGGACCUGUCAGGAUACGACCUGCUGAUUCUUGUCGAAAUUUACAAGAAUAUUAUUGGCAUGAGUGUGGUCGGUCCAGAGUUCGAGAAGCUAAAACGCUUUAACCUUGCAGAGCUCCACGAUGCAGCCGGAGAGGAGAAUGCACCCAAGUUGGGCUGA